AUGGGACACGUGCACAGGUUGAUGCUGGGUUUGCUUCUCGCGACCUGCGCACAUCUGCUCCAGGGUGUCGCUGUCACCAAUCUCACCUCGCCAGCCGGCGUCAUCUUCAUGCUUGGCGACGACGUGGGUUUUGAGUACUUUGACGCGUAUGGGGCCGUGGGCAUGCACACCCCACGAACCACAGAGCUGGCCUCACGAGGCCGCCGCUAUCUCAACUUUUACAGCAAUCCUUCAUGUACGCCGAGCCGAGCCACCAUCAUCAGCGGUCGCUACCCCUUUCGAACCGACAUGAAGAAAAACGGCGCCAAUCGUGACCUCAAGCCCUCCGACUGCGUUGUCGCCCAAGCCAUGCACGACGCUGGCUACACCACGCUCAUGCUGGGCAAGUGGCAGAUGAACCCCGUUGGCACCUAUGAGCGCAUCGUCACCCGCUGUGGCUUUGACUACUACUUUGCCUGGAACAACGACGGCGAGCGCUACUACAACGGCAUUUUCGAAACCAAUGUGCACAACCUAACUCGCCAAUCGUAUUCCACCUACGACUGGAUGUUUCCAGAUUUGUCAAGCAACGGUACUCCUUUGCAAGUAGACCUGACCGACCUUUACUCCCCUGACGUGAUGGAAACCGUUGCCAGCAACUUCAUCCGCGCCAUGGCUGCACAAAAUCGCAAAUUCUUCAUUUACUAUGGCAAUCUUCUCCCACAUGCACGCAUCCGCCCACCGCCCGGCGUCUCCUAUGACUCGCAACAAGAGGGCUUUGAACGCAUGGUGGAGCAUCUCGAUACCAUCGUGGGUCGGCCCUUUCCCGUGAUGGUCAUCGUGUACUCAUUGUUCAAACUUCCCACCCCGCCCCGGAAUGGUUCAUUGACCUGUGAAACGCAGAUCAUGGAUACCCUCGAUACUGAAGACAUAUUUGAUGACACCUUGCUCAUGUUCACGACCGACAACGGAGCGGAGAAUGGUCGAGCCACGGUUUUUGGACCAGAUCUCGUCGUUGCCGAGGGUGCGAAAUUUAAGCUCAAUGAUGGAGGUGUGCGUGUUCCGCUGCUAGUCAGCUGGCCACGCCACAUUCCUGCCAACACCGUUUCAGCUGAGCUGGGCGACUUUGCUGACGUGUUCGAGCGUGAGCUCUACCUCUACCUCUACCUCUACAUCUACAUCUACCUCUACUUCUACUUCUACUUCUACCUCUACCUCUACCUCUACCUCUACCUCUACCUCUACAUCUACCUCUACCUCUACAUCUACUUCUACCUUCACCUCUACUUCUACUUCUACUUCUACCUCUACCUCUACUUCUACUUCUGCUUCUACUUCUUAUUCUACUUCUACCUCCACAUCCAUCUCUACUUCUACCUCUCCUUCGACCUCCACCUCUACCUCCACCUCUACUUCUGCUUCUACCUCUUCUUCUACUUCUACUUCUACUUCUACUUUUACCUCCACCUCCACCUCCACCUCCACCUCCACCUCCACCUCCACCUCUACCUCUACCUCCGCCUCUGCAUCCACCUCUACCUCUACGUCCGUUGA
Molecule: messenger RNA, 1533 nt
Organism: Monosiga brevicollis MX1
Lineage: Eukaryota; Choanoflagellata; Craspedida; Salpingoecidae
Exons: 5
Coding region: 1-1533 (510 amino acids)
Source: RefSeq, a predicted model, not a curated record